GAUUGAGCGCUCGACCGGGAGCAUUCGCAGCUUUUCCUCCAGCCCGUGGGCAUUGUUGUAAUACACAAGGACAAUACAAGAAUAGAGAAGCGGAUAAUAGAGCCUCAAAAGGGGGCAUCAGGGAAUCUCUCUUUUAUUGGGUCCUCGUGCAUGUGGUGCUAUAUGAGAGCUGUGUGUCGGCUGAAGUUGUAGUUUCGCAGCGAUCGGUCCCGACAGAAACAGCAGGCAUGAUCCUCAGACCGAGUCCAAGUUUCGCGGUGCUGUCCCUUCAUGUGAUUUUGCGGUGCCUGUGGAUGAGGGUGUGUGAGGCAUCGGGACAUUUUGAGCUUCAGGUUUUGUCUGUGCAGAAUGUGAACGGAGAGCUACAGAGCGGCGCGUGCUGUGACGGCGCCCGAAGCGCGCUUGACAGCCGAUGCACCGCGGACGAGUGCGACACGUUUUUCCGCGCGUGUUUGAAGGAGUAUCAGUCCCGGGUGUUCUCGGCAGGACCGUGCAGCUUCGGAAGCGGAUCUACUCCGGUUAUCGGUGGAAAUACAUUUUCUCUCAAACCUCACGCCAGCCAGAGCGAUAAAUCCCGGAUUGUGCUGCCCUUCAGCUUCGCGUGGCCGAGGUCAUACACAUUGAUUGUGGAGGCUUUGGACUUCAAUAAUGAUUCGACCACUGGCAGCAUAAAUGGACAAGUCAUAGAGAAAGCCGUUCAGUCCGGCAUGAUCAACCCAAACCAUCAGUGGCAGGUUCUGAAACACAACGGCCCGGUGGCUCAGUUCCAGUACCAGAUUCGGGUGACCUGCGAUGAACACUACUUCGGCUUCGGGUGCAAUAAGUUCUGUCGACCCAGGGAUGACUUUUUCGGUCACUAUAACUGUGAUCACAACGGCAACAAGACCUGCCUGGAAGGUUGGGCCGGCCCAGAUUGCAACACUGCAAUCUGUAAGCAAGGCUGCAGCACUGAGCACGGCUCUUGUAAAACACCAGGAGACUGCAGGUGUUUAUAUGGCUGGCAGGGAGAAUACUGCGAUCAGUGCAUUCCCCACCCCGGGUGUGUGCACGGCACCUGCGGCGAACCCUGGCAGUGCCUGUGUGACACCAACUGGGGCGGACAGCUUUGCGACAAAGAUUUGAAUACAUGUGGCACGCGGCAGCCCUGUCUUAACGGCGGUACCUGCAGCAAUACCGGACCGGACAAAUACCACUGCGCCUGUCCUGAUGGAUACUCAGGACUGAACUGUGAGAGAGUGGAUAACGCCUGCCUGUCUGAGCCGUGUUUGAACGGAGGCAGUUGUGUGGAGUCCAGUCAGGGAUUUGAGUGUCAAUGUGCGGCUGGCUGGAGUGGACCGUCCUGUGACAUCAAUGAAGACGACUGCAGUCCGAACCCGUGUAAUCACAGCGGUGUGUGUGUGGACCUGGUUGAUGGGUUUAAAUGCGUCUGCCCUCCUCAGUGGACCGGAAAGACCUGUCUCAUUGAUGCUAAUGAGUGUGAGGAAAGCCCUUGUGUCAAUGCCCACUCCUGCCGAAAUCUGAUUGGUGGAUACUUCUGCGAGUGUCUCUCUGGUUGGACGGGCCAGAACUGUGACAUCAAUGUCAACGAUUGCCACGGACAGUGUCUAAACGGAGGCCUAUGUAAGGAUCUGGCAAAUGGAUACAGGUGUCUGUGCGCUCCGGGGUUUGCGGGUGAACACUGCGAGAGAAAUGUAGAUGAGUGCGCCACUCGACCCUGCCUGAACGGAGGCCGAUGCCAGGAUGGCGUCAAUGGUUUCCAGUGUUUGUGUCCAACUGGAUUCUCAGGUGCCCUGUGUCAGCUGGAUGUGGACUACUGCGAGAGCGGCCCGUGUCAGAACGGAGCGCAGUGCUUUAGUUUGGCCUCGGACUAUUACUGUAAAUGUCCUGAAGAUUAUGAAGGAAAGAACUGCUCCCAGCUCAAGGACCACUGCCUUACAACACCCUGUCAAGUGAUUGACAGCUGCACAGUCGCCGUGGCGUCCAACAGUACUCCGGGCGGCAUGCGGCUUAUCUCCUCUAAUGUUUGUGGUCCUCACGGUCGCUGCCGCAGUCACGCCGGUGGACAUUUCAGCUGCGAAUGCCAAGAGGGAUUUACUGGAACCUACUGCCAUGAGAACAUCAACGACUGUGAAAGUAAUCCCUGCCGCAACGGCGGUACCUGUAUUGAUAAAAUCAGCGUGUACCAGUGUAUCUGCGCCGAUGGGUGGGAAGGACAAAACUGCGAGACCAACAUUGAUGACUGCCGCAUGAACCCGUGUCGAGACCGAGGUGUGUGUCGAGAUCUGGUAAACGAUUUUUACUGCGAGUGUGAAAACGGCUGGAAGGGAAAGACCUGUCAUUCACGCGAAAGCCAAUGUGAUGAAGCCACUUGUAACAACGGAGGUACGUGCACUGAUGAAGGCGAUUCGUUUAAAUGCAUGUGUGCUCCUGGAUGGGAGGGAGCUACCUGUAAUAUAGCUAAGAACAGCUCGUGCUUGCCAAACCCUUGCGAGAACGGAGCCACGUGUGUCGUAAGAGGCGACAGCUUCACCUGCGUCUGCAAAGAAGGAUGGGAGGGGCUCACCUGCAGCCAGAAUUCCAAUGAUUGCAACCCUCAGCCAUGCUAUAACAGUGGUACAUGUGUCGAUGGUGACAACUGGUACAGGUGCGAGUGUGCCAGUGGAUUCGCAGGACCCGACUGUCGCAUCAACAUCAAUGAGUGCCAGUCGUCUCCUUGUGCAUUCGGAUCCACGUGUGUUGAUGAAAUUAACGGCUACCGCUGCCUGUGCCCGCCUGGCAGAACUGGACCCAGAUGUCAGGAAGUGUCUGGUCGUUCUUGUGUUGUUGGAGGUCGGUUUGCUGUGGACGGCACAAAGUGGACAGACGAUUGCAAUACCUGUUACUGUAACAAGGGCAUUGUUACCUGUACUAAGCUGUGGUGUGGGCCCAAACCCUGCCGUGCGCUCGGCUCUGGACGGGGCGACUGCCCGCUAGGUCAGCACUGUGUACCGUUACGUGAGGAUCAGUGUUUCGUAAAGCCUUGCUCCUUACAGGGCGAGUGCUGGUCUGCUCACCGCCCGGCCGUACGGGCGCGGUGUCACCCGGAGGGCGACUGCGCGAAUGUCACCUUUACCUUUAACAAGGACACUAUGCCACAGGGAGUGACAGUGGAGCAGGUAUGUCGAGAACUGAGGCAUCUGUACGUGGCCAGGAAUGUUUCAACAGAGUUGUCCAUCUCCUUGAGCUGUGAGGCGUCCUCCACCGCUAACAACCAAAUCCAUGUGGCCAUCCAUGUGACUGAGGAUGGGGUGCACGGCCGGGUGCCUGUUAAAGAGAUCACUGACAGUAUCAUCGACCUGGUGAGCAAACAUGGCGCCAACAGCAGCAUAAUCGGCUCCAUCGCUGAGGUCCGUGUGCAGCGCAGACAACAACAGAACCCCAAUGUAGACUACUUGGUGCCACUGCUGGUUUCCAUAGUGACGGCAAUUUGGGUUUUGGCACUGGCAUCGGUGUUCCUGUGGUGCAUGCGACAUCGGCGUAAACGAAGUUCAAGCCCCACGCCGAUCAAUCCCGCUGCCACCUUCUCCAUGGGAACCACGGAGGACAACACGGUAAACAACGCUCGUGAGCAUCUCAAUCAGAUCAAGAACCACAUCGAGAAGAACGCGUCCAACAGCAGCCUUCCCGGUAAGGAACACCACUGCGACGACAAAAACACGGUCAACGCCAAAAUCAGGACGCAAUUUUCUGAAUCCGCCAGACUUGCGGAGGACGACCAGAAUUCCAGCAAGCACCUGCAGAAAGCUCGAUUUCCACGCCAGCCUGCAUACAUGCUGGUAGACCGGGAUGACAGGAUGAGUUCCAAUGGAACAGACGGAAAACAUUCACACUGGACUAACAAACGAGACAACAGGGACCUGGAAUCACAGCACAGAGUUCCGGAUUCGCAGCACAGAGACCUGGAGACACAACACAGCUCGCACAAAAUGGAGUAUAUCGUAUAGCGGCCGAUCCGAAGGAGCACCGUAGCAAUCAUAGCAUCGACGCGACUGUCGCGCAACGGCAUACGAGGUCAAGGGAUGACGACCGAGGACCUGUUUGGAAUCAAAACGUUCCAGAGGGUUCUCAAUUAGAUGUUAGUCCUACGUGUUACAGAAGAUUCACGGGACCACAGGCUGGUUCGGGUGAAUUUAUGCACGUCAGUGUCAGUAGUGUGCAGUGUUUCUAGCCAAUAAAAUCACGUCAGCAGAGUAAGAAUUGCCAUAUUCAGCUAAUUGGGUGAAUCUCGCAAUCAAAUAAAACUGCGUUGCUUUAGUUUGUUUCUAUUGCCUAGUUCGUAAUGUAUGGCAAAUAACAAAAUUUCUUGUGAAUCGGUUCCAAAAAUAGUUGAUUGCAGGUGCACAUGCACUUGGAGAUUGUAUUUACCCCCAUCUUUUCUAUUCCAUUUUCACACUUUGGUCAACGAUUAUUUUUUAUUUAUAACGUUUCCACUUUUUUUAUAAACUUCUUUUCAGGCAGGCAGGUCAUGCUUAGAAAUUACUGUCUAUAUGAAGAAAUGAACUGUCGAUUUAGACAUCAAUGUUGUAUAGAUGAUUUUGUACAUAUUUUCUAAUUAAUCAUUGUGUAUAUUUGAUUUUAUUAACUUAAUCAAGAGCCUAUCUUUUGUUUUUAUUUAUUUUCAUUGUUUUAGAUUUAAAAAUGUGACAGCUGGUGUCCAACCUUUGUAUUUUCGGAUUGGAAAAUAUUGUCUUUUUCCCGAAAUGCCAAAAAGAUUAUUUUUUGAAAAAUAGGGUGUGUUUUAUUUCUUUCUGGAUCUGAUGUGCAAUGUCUGUUGUAGAAAACACGUGCUUGGCUUAAAUGUCGUGAGACGUAAUCUAGACGGAAGUUUUCCGUCUAGUUUUGAAACACUUUGCCUGUACAAAUACACUUCCAAUGUUAAGUUUUUGUCAAGAUUGUUUGUCAAAAUAAUUCCUGAAUAACUUUUUUACUUGUGAUAUUGAAACCAGACUUCAGUGUUAAAUGAAAUUGGCAGGUGAGAAUAUUAAACAACCGUUGUUUGGAGUUUUCUGGUAAACCACAGUAUUCAAAUGAACUGUAUCUAAACAGCCCAAAGGGAACAAACAGUAUUAGAAGUGCAAUGUUUGCUUGUACAGUACUAUGAAUAUGAAGAAACAAACCUGAAUGUGAUAUGAUGGACGACAAUGAAAGCGAAAUUUAAUUCAAUGUAUGAUACAGUAGGAUUGUAAUACUUUCUUGUUUCCUACUUUUUGUCCAAAUGUUGUCAAGUUUUAUUGUUCAUUUGUUAAAUGUUUUAUUUUUGUUCUAUAAAAACUCUUACAUGAAA
Paramisgurnus dabryanus is the source of this 5323-nucleotide messenger RNA. It is a transcript of the gene jag1a, whose product is annotated as jagged canonical Notch ligand 1a. Lineage: Eukaryota; Metazoa; Chordata; Actinopteri; Cypriniformes; Cobitidae. Gene Ontology annotation, biological process: cell communication; multicellular organism development; Notch signaling pathway. Gene Ontology annotation, cellular component: membrane. Gene Ontology annotation, molecular function: calcium ion binding; Notch binding. The record is from RefSeq and is a predicted model, not a curated record.